AUGUCAGCCACGCCUCACGCCACCCUAGAGGUCGUCUUCUCAUUCGACACGACGGGCUCCAUGUACAACUGGCUGGAACAGGUCCGUGGGCGUGUCCAAGACAUCAUCCAGCGCCUGCAGGCAGACAUCCCCGGCAUCCGGUUUGCCGUGCUGGCUCACGGCGACUACUGCGACACGGACAUCUACGUCACCAAGUGGAUAGACUUCACGACUGACGUCACCCAACUUUGCCAGUUCGUGCAAAACGCCGAGCAGACGGCCGGGGGUGACGAGCCCGAGUGUUACGAACUUGCCCUCAGACAAAUUCGGACCGAGCUCUCGUGGACGCCGGGGUCGCGGCGGGUGGUGGUGCUGAUAGGGGACGAGGUGCCGCAUGAGCCGGGGGACGCCUGCAACACGGACAAGCUGGACUGGCGCCAGGAGACUAAGGCCCUGGCUCUACACGGUGUCACCAUCUACGGCGUGCAGUGCGCGAGAAACGACGCCGACUUUUUCUACCAGUCCAUCUCCAUGGCAACCAACGGUAAACACCUGCGCCUGGAGGAGAUGUCGAGCCUGCUUGACACGCUGAUGGCCGUGUGUUACAAGGAGAGCCAAGACACGGCACUGCUGGCCAACUACGAGAGCGAAGUUCGCGCGAGGUCCAGCCACGUUAGACUGGCCGCUGACAUAGACGCCAUCUUUGCUGCACUACGUCACCAGACCGGAAGUCCGGCAAGCGCUACAGAUCAUCCACCAGCUAAGUUAAGUGCAUCAACAGAUCUCAACUUAACGCCUCCAAAACCUGUAAAGAAAAUCAAAACCAUCCGUAAAGAAAUAAAAACACCUUCGAAGAAAACUUCUCAGUUACUAAAUAAAAGACCAGCCAACAACUUGUUCGCCAGAUAUAAACUAAAAAAUCUGCCUUUGCUCAAGCGGGAGAAUGUUCCCGAAACAAAUUUCAGCCUCCGUACGUUAAACUGGUCUCGUUGGUACCUCGCCAUGUCGCCAGAUAUGCCGGGAGAUUCAACAUUGUGGGUCAAAAGAGCCGGCAGACCGGGGUACCGGCUGAAACAUCUGCCUACAUCAAAGGUUGCCGGCACAAAACUGGUGGAGGUUGCCGUACAAUGUGGGGGAGCCAGGAGCAAGAAAUACACCGUGCUCAGCAAGUUGGCCAGUCCAUGUUUUCUUACAUCUGCCUGGCCGAGUCGUCUGCUAGCCCGGCAGUGUGGUCAAGUUGACCGGGUGUUGACAGCAGGGUGUCAAGUUUACAUUCGCUACAGCCACAUAGGACAGCAGCACCGACACGAUGUGACAUCACAACUCAAACGGUAUGACUAUGCUUGGCAACAACUCAAAAGUCGAGGUGGGUCGCGGACAGUGGUCAGAUCAGGAGUUGUGAUUUCGUCAUGA
Messenger RNA from Physella acuta, 1392 nucleotides. RefSeq lists its product as uncharacterized. The record is from RefSeq and is a predicted model, not a curated record. Lineage: Eukaryota; Metazoa; Mollusca; Gastropoda; Physidae.